AUGUCCUUAACAGUGCGUUCUUUUUUGAACCUCCUAAAAACAACACCAGUAACUAGCAGCACUAUAAGGAUUGUAUGUGGUAAUGAAUCAGCAGAUUUAGAUUCUGUCACCAGUGCGAUAAGUUUUGCCUAUUUUAAAUUUGUUGAAAACUCAAAAGAUGCUCAGCCAAUUAUUCCAAUCAUCAAUAUUCCAAGAGAAGAUUUGAAGUUGAGAAGAGAUAUUAUCCAUGUGCUAAAUGAUGUUAAUAUAAGUGAAGAUCUUCUUUUUUUCCUAGAAGAUGUUAAGCAAUUGCAAGAAAGCAACAAAACUAUUGAGGCUAUCCUUGUGGAUCAUAAUGAAGCUGUUAAUGAGGCCAAAAAAUACAUUACAAAAGUGGUUGGUGUAAUUGAUCAUCAUAAAGAUAUGAAUCAAUAUUUAGAUGCAUCACCUAGAAUCAUUAAAGUAUGUGGUAGUUGUACAUCUUUGGUGUACAACUAUUUUGUGAAUGAGAUUCUACCGAAGGAUUAUAAACCAGGUCAUGACGUCACACAACUAUGCUUGGCUGCUGGGUUGGUGGAUACUACAAAUUUUAGUCAUAGAGUGGAACAACCGGAUUUAAUUAGUAAAGAGUUGUAUUCUAAAUAUGCCUCAGACGUUGAUAUGGAUGUAUAUACCAAAGUUAUCAAGAAUGCAAAAAAUGAUAUUUCUGGUUUCACUGCAAGGGAUCUACUAAGAAAGGAUUACAAACAAUUUGAAUUCUGGAACGAUAAGGGUAUUCACAAUGGGAAAUUAACCAUGGGUAUAUCAUCUAUAGUGAAACCUAUGUAUUGGUUAUAUGAGGAAUUUGGCGGUUAUAAGGAACUUAAAGAAGAUUGUGUUAGAUAUAGAGAGGAGAAAAACGUUGAUAUUUUGACUAUUAUGACGUCAUUUGUAGAAAAUGGUAAAUUCCAAAGACAAAUGACAAUGAUACCAUCUGAUGAGGUUAAAUCUAUUGCUAAGGAGAUGGUUAGUAAUAUUACAGAGUAUCUAGAACUUGAAAAAUCUGAGAGUGAUAUAAUGAGUACCACUUCAUCUACAAAUUUGACUGACGAUGAAGAAUUCCAACAAUAUGAACAACAAAAUGUAGAGGCAUCAAGAAAACAAGUGGCACCUUCCCUUCAAAAGGCAUUUCACGAUUUAUAA
Molecule: messenger RNA, 1161 nt
Organism: Maudiozyma saulgeensis
Lineage: Eukaryota; Fungi; Ascomycota; Saccharomycetes; Saccharomycetales; Saccharomycetaceae
Source: the annotation of a GenBank genome assembly